Messenger RNA from Dovyalis caffra, 774 nucleotides. NCBI's taxonomy places the organism in Eukaryota, Viridiplantae, Streptophyta, Magnoliopsida, Malpighiales, Salicaceae. The record is from the annotation of a GenBank genome assembly.
AUGGAUUUGAGUCCAACAAAACUUGAUUACUACCAUGACAUGUGGAAACUCCAAUCCAGAGCCACCCUCCUCUCCUUCUGCAAGGGAGAAGAUGGUAGAAAUGCUUUGAUUUUAGACUCAACAAUCUUUCAUCCUCAAGGUGGAGGCCAGCCAGCUGACACUGGAGUCAUCGCCAUUGCUGCUGAUUCCAGUUUCAAGUUUAUCGUCCAAGAUGUUCGAUCCAAGGAUGGAAUUGUCUAUCAUUAUGGAGUUAUUGAGGAGGAUUCUGGUAAGGAUUUUGAAAUGGAAGUUGUAAAAGGGAGAGAAGUUUUGUUGUUUGUUGAUGAGGCGAGGCGAAAACUGAAUUCAAGGCUGCACUCAGCUGGGCAUUUGUUGGAUGCAUGCCUGGAAGAUGUGGGAUUUAGACAUUUGGAGCCUGGAAAGGCUUACCAUUUUCCUAAUGGGCCAUUUGUUGAAUAUAAAGGCACAAUCCCUCAGAAUGAAUUGCAGAGUAAGCAAAAUGAAUUACAACUAGCAGCAAAUGCAUUAAUAUCCAGGGGAGGCAAAGUUUCUGCUGCUGUAUUGCCUUACGAAGAAGCUGCUGAUUUAUGUGGUGGUUUCCUUCCUGAUUACAUACCAAAGGGGAGCAAUCCUCGUGUGGUGAAGUUAGGGAACAACACCGUUUGCUGUGGUGGUACCCAUGUUUCUGAUAUUUCAGAGAUUAUAAGUUUGCAGGUUUCUCAAAUUCGGACAAAGAAGGGAGUGACAAAAGUUUUUUACACUGUUGGAUCUUAG